Molecule: messenger RNA, 273 nt
Organism: Trichophyton verrucosum HKI 0517
Lineage: Eukaryota; Fungi; Ascomycota; Eurotiomycetes; Onygenales; Arthrodermataceae
Product: heat shock protein Awh11, putative
Exons: 4
Coding region: 1-273 (90 amino acids)
Source: RefSeq, a predicted model, not a curated record
AUGGCUGACGCUGGACGCAAAGAUUUCCUUACCAAGGCCAAGGAGGAGUUGACUCCUGACAGCACCAAGUCCCAGCAGGACAAGAUUGGCGAGGCUUUCACUGACACCAAGGACCGCGUUGCUCGUGGCCUCCAGCCUGAUGACCAGAAGGGUACUGCCCAGCAAAUCUUCGACAAGGGCCAGCGUGCCAGCGACAACCAGAGCGGCGGAGCUGCCCAGGCCAUUGGCGACAAGGUCAAGAGCGCCCUUGGAAUGGACACCAAGCCCGAGUAA